Messenger RNA from Cucurbita pepo subsp. pepo (vegetable marrow), 1026 nucleotides. Lineage: Eukaryota; Viridiplantae; Streptophyta; Magnoliopsida; Cucurbitales; Cucurbitaceae. The record is from RefSeq and is a predicted model, not a curated record.
AUGGGCGGAAUUCUUGACGGUGUUGCCGGAAAUCUGAUCGGAAGGAUCAUUGAAGCCGCCAGCCGACCGGAGUUUCGUCAUAUCCGACGCGAACUAAGAAAUCUCGAAACGAAUGUGUCGAAUCUCAAGCCCGGACUCAGAGACGCCGAGGAGAAGCAGGCAAACGAUGGGAAACUCUAUGGUCUGCUUAAUCAACUCAUGAACGAAUUUUCAAAGGCCGAUGAUCUCCUUAACGAAUUGGAAUGCGAAUAUUUGAAGUGGAGAGGGCAGAAUCAAAAGAACGACGUUGACGAAAAGGGAUGCCAGUUCUCUUCUUGUUUCUCGUCCAAUUUCUUCGUUCCUUCAACUAAAACUACCGAUAAAAUGAACGGAAUCACAAAGGCCUUAGAUACGAUUGCGGAAACCAUGUCUGAAUUCUCUCUGAUUGAAGAUGAAAAUAAACACAUCAAACGUUUGAAGAGUGAAAUGACUCUGCUGACCUCCAUUACUGGUUCGCAAGCUUUCUCUAGGCUUCUGCAUUUGAAGAAAGAGGCGAUUCUCUCUAAUAAUGUCGACUCCAUUAUUGGUAGAGAUGAAGCAAAAAAGAGUAUCAUUGAUGAACUACUGAAGGAUGAAGACGAUAAACAAAAAUCUCGGCGUAUUCUCUCAAUUCAUGGAGAUGGAGGGAUGGGAAAGACGACUCUGGCCAGGUUAGUCUACAAUGACCACAAAGUGUUUGAUCAUUUUGACAAGAGAAUGUGGGUAUGUGUUUCUGAAGAUUAUGAUGUUCAGAGAAUCAGAAGGGAGAUUCUCAGUUCAGCAACUGGCGAAAAGGUUAACGAUGUCCUAACCGAGAAGCGUGUACAAAUCCGGCUCAAUGGGAACUUUGUCGGCAGAAAAUUGUUGCUUGUUUUGGAUGAUUUUGGGGCUUUGGAUCCCGGUAGAGUAUCAGAAGUGGAAAAAUUAGUGGAGAUGGGUGCUAAUGGCACCAAGAUCAUGAUCACCACUCGCAGUGAGCAAACUCUACAGGAUGCUGCAACACACAAG